Anguilla anguilla (European eel) is the source of this 3228-nucleotide messenger RNA. RefSeq names its product toll-like receptor 1 (gene tlr1). Gene Ontology annotation, cellular component: membrane. NCBI's taxonomy places the organism in Eukaryota, Metazoa, Chordata, Actinopteri, Anguilliformes, Anguillidae. The transcript has 2 exons. Gene Ontology annotation, biological process: immune response; inflammatory response; toll-like receptor signaling pathway. Bases 86 to 2539 code for a protein of 817 amino acids. The record is from RefSeq and is a predicted model, not a curated record. Gene Ontology annotation, molecular function: protein binding; transmembrane signaling receptor activity.
UUUUGAUGCCGAUCAGCACUGAGAAGCUGGUGAGACAGUAUCAAAGACAUGUCUUAUUCUGGUGUGUGAUCCAAGAGGAGACAACAUGUGGACAGACAGACAUCAACAAAGCACUGCAAAUCUCAGGUUCUCAGAGAAGACAGCUGUGUGGUCAGCUAUGAAGAACAUGGUGUUGAUUCUGUGGAUUAUGUCUGUUAGCACAGUUCAAAAUACAUUUGCAUCGGACAUGCAGAGAACCAUCCAGGACCUCUCAUUUCAAAACUUGACAUCAGUGCCCAAGGGAUUAUCUCCCUCCAUUGAGGCUCUAGAUCUCUCCCACAACAGAAUACAACGCCUUACCUAUGAUGAUUUCUCAACAAUGUCAAAUCUGAGAUUCCUUAAUGUGUCUUGGAACAUCGUCAAAGAGAUAAAUCCCGAUACGUUCAGAUCGACAUCAUACCUGGAGUACCUUGACCUUUCGCACAACAAGCUUCAGAACCUGCAGCAACAGGAUUACCUGCUCUUCACGCCCAAACUGCAGUUCCUGGACUUGACGUUCAAUAACUUUUCCACGAUGACUCUUGGAGAGAUGUUCAAUUCCCUAAAAGAGUUGCAGAACAUGGGGCUCAGUGCCGAAGUGGUAAAGAGUAAAGACUUUGGGAGUAUUGCUGACAUUCAUCUCCAGAACAUGUUCCUACAGUUGGAAAACCUCACCACGUAUGAAAGCAACAGCUUGCGAAACAUCUUGUCGAAGAAACUGGGCAUCGUUCUGUCAAACCGUCCAACAGACGAAGCACUGAUCACUGAUGCUCUGUCUGCUUUUGAUAAAGUGGACCUAGUGGGCCUCAACGGUAGCCAAACCUACCUUUCAACAUUUCUGAGACAAAGUAAGAGCAUCAGAACUUCACAUCUUUACCUGACUAACAUUGAGAUGACUUGGCCUGUGGCUGUUGACCUGCUCAAUAUCGUUCGCCAGUCAACCAUUAAACAUCUCAGCAUAUAUAUGAUAACCAUUACAGGGCAAAUCACUCCACAGAAGUUAAACCCAGAGUCUCACCUGCAGUCUUUUAGCAUUAAAGGGGUCACAAUUACUAAUUUCUUUUUCUUCCAAGGUAACAUUUAUGAUUUCUUCAUCAAUAUGAGGGUUGAGCGUUUGACCCUUGCAGAGACGUCAUUGAUACAAAUGACCUGUCCAAAUGCACCAAGCCCUAUAAAAUUCAUGGACUUCUCCGACAAUGCCUUUUCUGACAGUAUUUUUUCCGUUGGUGGGACAGAAUGUGUUAGUCUACAGAACCUUAACACUUUGAUUUUAAAAGGGAACCGUGUGCAGAACCUAAUGGAGCUAAGCAGACGGCUACAGUACAUGACCUCACUGCAACACCUGGACGUCAGCUUCAACUCUCUGUUUUACUCGGAUACACUUGGGAAUUGCCACUGGCCUUCCAGCAUAGUACACUUGAAUCUGUCCUCCAACAGCCUUGGCAAAUCUGUCUUCAGCUGCCUCCCUCUCAACAUAGAGACUCUGGACAUGCAUAACAAUCAAAUCGAAGCCCUCCCAGACAGACUCUUCCAUCUGGACAUGCUGACAUACCUGGACCUCAGCUCCAAUCAGCUCCUGGACGUCCCUAGCUGCCGUGGUUUCACAAACCUGGCAGUGUUCCUUCUGAGAGACAACUCCCUCCACACCCCGUCCAUGCGCUUCGUGGCCAGCUGCCCGAGGCUGAGGGAGAUGGACGUUCGCGGGAACCCGUUCAUGUGCACCUGUGGCCUGAGGGAGUUUGCGGCCCUGCAGCAGCGCCACCCCAUUAAACUUCUCCACUGGCCGCGGGCCUACAGCUGCAAAUAUCCCGAGGCCUGGAGGGACAAGCUGCUCAGGGACUUCCGCCUGCCCGCCAUAUCCUGCAGCGCUGGAUUUCUGGCGGCCGCCAUCCUCUGCCCGGCCGUUGCCGUCGCCGUGGCCACCCUGGUCCUGUGCAAGAGGCUGGACGUGCCCUGGUACCUCCGAAUGACCUGGCAGUGGACGCGUGCCAAACGUCGGACGAGGCGCCGGGAGGACCUGGAGGGCGUCCACUUCCACGCCUUCGUGUCGUACAGCCAGCAGGACGCUGACUGGGUGAAUGGCCGCCUCCUGCCAGGCCUGGAGGAGGGCGGGGCGCUGCGCAUCUGCCACCACGAGAGGAACUUCGUCCCGGGGAAGACCAUCGUGGAGAACAUCGUCCGCUGCGUGGAGAGGAGCUACCGCUGCAUCUUCGUGCUCUCCUCGCACUUCGUCCGCAGCAGCUGGUGCCACUACGAGCUCUACUUCGCCCAGCACCAGCGCCUGUCCCGCGGCUCCGACAGCGUCAUCCUCGUCCUCCGCGAGCCCCUGCCCCAGUACCUCAUCCCCUCCAAGUUCUACCAGCUGAAGGCCAUGAUGGCUCGGCGCACCUACCUGGAGUGGCCGCAGGACCCCAACAAGCAAAGGCUGUUCUGGGCCCACCUGCGGGCUGCCCUUCAGGCCCCCCUGCCCCCUGCGCCUCUCGACCAAGACCAGCAACCUCUGAUAGCGGGGGACUUGUGAUAGAUUAGCCGAUCUCAAGACCUCUAGAUUUUUCUGCUUCAAGAUGUAACAGACGAUAAUCAUCGCUGCUGUACAGAAAUGUUCUCUGCAUGUAGAAACCGACUGAGGUCAGGCUUCCAUUUUCAGUCCAACAUCUCAUCUCAUCAACUGAGGUUCAUAGAAGUCAAACAAUCUUUUGGAGCUACAAGUGAAAUCGAGGAGCUACAAGUGAAAUCGAAGCGGACUUGACCUCAAGGCCUCUUAAACAAUAUGGCUGCCUCAUCACCCAUUCUCUGUUGGUAGACUCUACCUGUUGGAAGCAUUGGUAGACUUUUCUUCCCUGCUCUAAAGUUUCCUAUGUGUUUCCUGAUUCCCAAAUGGGUGGAGCCACCAUGUGUCAGGUGUCAAUCCCUUAUUAGGACAAUUCGACAUAUUUUACUAUGGAGGGCAAUGUUUUCAUUGGUAACUCCAUCCAUGACAAGCUAAUGAAGCUUCACUGUGUCAUCUCUAAGGGACAUGCAUUGUCAGAUAAAUGCCAGAACUGGAGCCACUGAUUCGAACCGCUGUUAUCUUGUUCAAAUGUCAGAAAGUGAACAAAAGAAUCAAUGCUGAUACUCGUUACAGUGUUAUAUUGAGUAUGUUUGAUCUGAACGUUUAGCCUUUGUGUUUUAAUUUCACUCCCUCGCCUCAUACACUUCUCUUUGGUUUGU